AUGAGAAUAAACAUCGCCCUAUUCUUUGGGUGCCUUGUCACAUUUGCCAUUGCAUGGUCAAACGUCGACCAAGAAUUGUUCCAGAUCAAUUACGAGGUCAAGAAAGAUCUUGGUGAAGAUGUCACAUUCUACUCAUGGCUUGAAUUGCCAAAUGGCCCAAAAUCUUCUUAUGAUGAAAUAAACAAGGCCUAUCGGAAACUCUCCAGGAAAAUCCACCCUGAUAAAGUCAAACGUUCAAAAUUUGGUGCCGAUGCUAAAAAGUACAAGAGAGUGAAAAAAAGAUCGACCGAACGGUACCAGCGUCUCAGUAUCGUUGGGGAAAUCCUUCGGUCGAGCAAAAAGGACAGAUACGAUUUCUUCUAUGACCACGGGUUCCCUACUUACAAGAACAACACCUGGCUUUAUCAGAAAUUCAGACCAUCGGUAGUGAUGGUGUUUGUCGGGCUCUAUUUCCUCAUUGGGGUGUUCCACUACGUGCUCUCGAAGCUCCAAAACACCCAGAACCGUAAACGACUUGAACUCACCGUUGAUCAGAUCAAGCGACAAGCAUGGCCCACGGGGAUUCCUCCUUCGGAUGGCAGAGACCGUAUGAUGACCAACGAGGCCACGGGGAAAACGUUUGUGGUGAAGAUCGAUGGGUCGGUGCACGUGGUGGAUAACCUCGACAGUUCGGUGUUGCACUCGGUGAACCCUCAAGAUAUCCGGGACCCAGAGGUGUGUGAUAACUUUGUGGUGAAGUGUCCUAUUUGGAUUUGGAAUAGUACUGUCGGGAAAGUUGUCCCGGGGUUGUACUAUACCGUUAAGCCACGGGUGAAUAAGGCGACAAAGGAAGAAAAGGUAGAAGAAGUUAGUAGUAGUAAAAAGCCAAAGAAGGCCAAGAAGCAAGUUGGAGAGAAGAAGACUUUACCUAACGGUACGGUAGUUGGUUCGAGAAAGAAGAGGAAUUGA
Saccharomycopsis crataegensis is the source of this 948-nucleotide messenger RNA. It is a transcript of the gene ERJ5, whose product is annotated as Erj5p. Bases 1 to 948 code for a protein of 315 amino acids. Lineage: Eukaryota; Fungi; Ascomycota; Saccharomycetes; Ascoideales; Saccharomycopsidaceae. Gene Ontology annotation, cellular component: endomembrane system. The record is from RefSeq and is a predicted model, not a curated record. The transcript has a single exon.